Molecule: messenger RNA, 558 nt
Organism: Cetraspora pellucida
Lineage: Eukaryota; Fungi; Glomeromycota; Glomeromycetes; Diversisporales; Gigasporaceae
Source: the annotation of a GenBank genome assembly
AUGUCUACAUUAUCUAGCAGAAAUAACCAACAAGAGAUUUAUGAAGACUUGCCUCCUUCUUAUAAUGAAUCACAAGCAUCAGAAAAAAUGUCUGAUAAUAAUAUGACAAAACCUCAACUUGUAGCAAAAGUUAAUGACCUAAUGGCAGCACUUGAUAAACAAAAAGAAGAUCAUGCUAAUGAAAUCAGUCUUUACCAAACAACACUUAAAAAACAAAAACAAGAAAUGAAAGAAACUCAUGCUAAUGAAAUCAGUCUUUACCGAGAAUUAAUUAAUGCAAAGACAAAUGAAAUUACAACUUUAAUGUCUACGAUUGAAAACUAUAAAAAAGAAGUUGAAAGAAUUGAAGAAAUAAGAAAAAAACAUGAAUAUGAAUAUAAUGAAAGAUUAAAGGAAAAGGAAAAAACUCAUAAACGUGAAAGAGAAGAAAGAGAAAGAAAUUAUAAACGUGAAACAGAUCUUAUGCAAGAAACUAUUAAUAGUUUAGAACAAACUAUAAGAGAUUUACAAACUCAACUUAGAAAUUAUGAAAAUGUUUCUACUCCUGAACUAUACUAA